Molecule: messenger RNA, 3652 nt
Organism: Seriola aureovittata
Lineage: Eukaryota; Metazoa; Chordata; Actinopteri; Carangiformes; Carangidae
Gene: tspan15
Product: tetraspanin 15
Exons: 8
Coding region: 53-952 (299 amino acids)
Cellular component (GO): membrane
Source: RefSeq, a predicted model, not a curated record
UCAACAGCAGCGCAGUAAGCCGCGGAAGUUAACUGUCCCUCAGGCAGACACGAUGUCCAACAACAACGAGAUCCGAUACUGUCACAGGUUUUCCUACAUUUGUCUCAAGUUCCUCCUGUUCUCCUAUGCCAUCAGCUGGUGGUUAAUUGGUGGAUUUAUCCUGGCUAUUGGCAUAUAUGCUGAGGUGGAGAGACAACGCUACAAGACACUGGAGGGGGUGUUUUUGGCUCCAGCUAUAAUCCUGAUCCUCCUGGGAAUCAUAAUGUUUAUUGUUUCAUUCAUCGGAGUCUUGGCUUCACUCAGGGAUAAUCUAACUCUAUUGAAAGUGUUCAUGUACACCCUGGCAGCGUGUCUGUUCCUGGAGCUGCUGGGAGGAAUCUUAGCGCUGAUGUUCCGCAACCAGACGCUGGAAUUACUGAACAAGAACAUCCGAAGGGGCAUAGUGAACUACUAUGAUGACCUGGACUUCAAAAAUAUCAUGGACUUUGUUCAGAGGAAGUUUAAGUGCUGUGGAGGUCAGGAGUAUAAAGACUGGGCGGUCAACAUGUACCACAAUUGUUCUGCACCUGGUCCAUUGGCCUGCGGUGUCCCAUAUACCUGCUGCGUUACUACUAAGCCUAAUGAAGUGGCCAACACUUUGUGUGGCUACAUGGUGCUAGCAGAAGAGCGUUUGUCAUUGAUUGAAAAGAUUCAUAUCAGAGGCUGCACCGACGCUUUCUUUAUCUGGCUGAUGGACAACUAUAAGAUUAUGGCUGGACUGCUGUUAGGGAUCCUCCUGCCUCAGUUCUUUGGUGUGAUAGUCAGCUGGCUGUAUAUCACUCGUGUGGAAGAUGCCAUCAGUGAGUACGGUCACUACAUGGAUGGGUUACUGGACUCACACCCACAGGAAAGACAAGCCAAGAGCCAGGGCCGCAUGGCCAAAUGGUUUAAGUGUAUGCCAGAGAUCGACUGAUGGAGACAAAAAAAUAAAUAAACAGAAAGCAGCGAACAGCUGCUCCAGCCAACAUUCACAGCUGAUUAAAUCACUCCAGUCAAUCAAGAUACUGCUGCAGCCACUGUGGGAAUCUGCCUUUGAACUGCAGGUUUACUACAAGCUCACUGCACUGUGGGGAAAUAAUGUUUGUUUGUUUUUUAUUGGGAAGAAGGAAUUUUUCAGGAACCAGAUUAUAUGGAGUUUACUAUUCAAUUGUUAUUUUUUCCUAUAAACUUACUGUAGAAAUAGAAUAAUUAUCACUUUAUGUGUUAACCACAGUGUACUAAUGUACAAGUGUUAAAUAAGAGCUCAUUCAGAUAUGUGCUUUUAGCUGCACUGUGCCUCAGACAGUCUCAGGGAUACACACAGUGAUAAACACAACCACUUUGCUUCUGGUAUUAUGAUAUGACAUCAAAUCUACAGCACUGACUUACUUUCAUACCGGUGUUCAUUGUGUGUUUUCUACUACCAAUUAAAACAUUUCUGUACUCCUCUACAACCUCUGAUCUUAUCAUCCAACCACUACUGUUGCCAAAAAACCUGCAGUGCUAGAUAUUGUAGGAUACCAUUUCUGUUGUGUGAAAGCAGGACAUCUCUGCCUUAGUUGUAUAUAGAACUGGACAUACUCUGAAGUUUGAGACUCAUAAUGAAUUAUUUUCUAAUAUUAGCCUGAAUAAUAAGAAUUUAUAUGCUGCAUAUAUCACAAGUGCCCACUGAACGGCCAUGAUCUGUCCCGCUAAAGAAGUGUUGCCUAUAAUGCUCAUUAUAGACAUUUUCUUAAUUUGUUAAUCAGAGCUUUAACUUUGUCUCCAUGUUUGAACUCAAGUCUGCUGCUGAAUGAAGAGAAAAUGCAAAGCAUUAUCCUUUGUGAGACAAAGGGCUGAAUAUUGAAAAUAAAAUAGUCCAAGAUGUAGAGUAGAUGGAAUUGCCUUAGAACAUCCUACAACAUAUAAUCCUGUGGAGUAUUACAUUUUACAGAUACACACUUAUAUGAUAGAGAUAUGAGUGAAUAAUGUGAAGUUAAUGUGCUACUUAAGCAAUAUCGCACUGCAGUGUACGCUGAAGUAUCCAGGCUUCUUCUCUUCAUCCUCUUCUGACGACCAUACAUCAUUUAUUUCUGGAAGUAUAUUCAUCUUUGCAAAGUUUGUUACAAUCCAAGAUAGAUACCGACUGUAAACAUAACGCUAAUUAACGGUUAAGCGGAGUGAUACAUUUAGUUAAAAGACCCAGUGCUGUUGUACUCUACAUCAGCACUCAUCAUCAUGCCUCUUGUCCAAUCUAAUUACUUGGUCAGAACUAACUGUUGUAGGAUGAACUUUGUUUGGUUUGGUGUGAAGAUGGAAACUGAGACCAAAGACCUGAACUCUCUGGAAGUAGAUUUUUAUGUCACAUCUCUCUGCCUUUGUCUGCUCAUGUGAUUGCACAUUACCUACUUACAUCACUGCUUUUUUCAUUUUCAAGCAUUUCAAGUUGGUUCUUUGAAGUUAAUUUGUUUAUUCAACAGGAUACAAGGCCAAACAGGAUUUGCCAAGGUUUACAUAGUAGCCCACGUUGAACAUAAGGAUCAGAAAGACACUGACAUGACUUAUGGCAUAUUUUCCAAUUCAGGGCCAAAGAUAUAAAACUCCAUGAUGGAUUGAUCACUCAGUGCAGCUCAUGCUCAGCUGGCUGCAGAACAGUCAAUUUACAAAAAAAAGUCACUAACAUGUUGGGUUGUCUCUCACACUGAUACGUUCUGUUUGGCUUUGAAUAGGCGAGGGGGUUUUGAGGUGUCAGCUUGGUCCUUGUUCCACUGUAACUUGUGAAGGCAUUAGCUGGUGGGUUGAAGGUAAACAUGAUAUGAAUGUACUCACUUGGUUUAGUUUUUUUAUUUAUUUGUACUAACCCUGCUUCUUACAGUGAGGCUGCAUUCACACACGGAUUUUCAGGCUUUUUGACACAUUUCUUUUGUCAGUGAUCAUGGAAAUAAGUCAGAUUCAACAUAGAGUAACAUAUAAGGUCUGAGUUUUAGAGACUAUAUAUUUUUUUAAAUAAAGUCUGAUCAGACAGUUGGUUUCCACUUGGGUAACUUAAUUUCUGUGCCUCAUCAAGCCACACAUAUCUAAUGGUGAUGAGUUAAAAGGACUGUCCUUUAGCAGAGACACUUUUCAAUCCAAGUUAUCAAGGGAAUUUCAUUAUGAAACGUGAAUGUAUUCACCCAGCUUGGAUAGAAACAUAACUAUUACUUUAUAUACUCUGUAUUUUAUAGUAUGUAUAUAGUAUAGUAUGAAUCCUAAGCAUACUGCAUCAUACUUAUAGUCUAACCAAAGAAAGUCCAUACAUAUUACCUGUACUGUGUACCACACGUCAGAGGUUGUAAAUAUUACAUGACAAAAAGUUUUAUAUAAUUACCAUGACUAGUUAAAGUACCAGUGUUUUCUCUUCAAAAGAAUAAGAUGAUAUAUAGAUGCCAAUUCAAAGUUCAAGGGAAAGUUCAAAUUCAAUGGAGUUGCACAAAACCACAAUUAUUAAAAGAAGUACGGUAUGUUGACAAAAGGUUUUGCCUGUUUGAGGGUGGACAAUAAAAUGAUUUGCUGUUUGAUGAGUUGUUUAUCUUUGAGCUGACUGUAGCUCUGAAUGGAUCUUCCGGUAAAGCAGUUUUUAGAGGUUGGGGGGCUGUUAAAUAAAUAAUGGCUGAUA